This is a messenger RNA of Leptopilina heterotoma, 1734 nucleotides long. RefSeq lists its product as uncharacterized. Bases 211 to 1254 code for a protein of 347 amino acids. The transcript has 2 exons. The record is from RefSeq and is a predicted model, not a curated record. NCBI's taxonomy places the organism in Eukaryota, Metazoa, Arthropoda, Insecta, Hymenoptera, Figitidae. Gene Ontology annotation, molecular function: GTP binding.
GUUUGGUUUAAACACUAACUCUAUAAUUAUAUUUUAUUAUUUUAUUUAAAAUAAAGUUCGUAGAUUCUGAUUUCGUUCGAGAAAAGUGGAAAUGUCGAUUUUCAUUUUUUCAGAAAAUAUAGAAGCAAAAUUCAGUGAAUAGUGUCAUGAAGAAAAUAAUAGUAAUAUUUAUUGGAAUUAUCAUAGUGAACUGACGUCAAAUCACAUUUAAUGAAAAUGACCUACAACUACAAAAAGCUCUUCCAUGAAUCUGCGAUUUAUAUGAGAAACGAAGUUAAAAAUGAAGAUGUAUCAAUUUGCAUUGGUGCCACAAGAGCUGGGAAAAGUACACUAAUUAAUUACUUAAUUGACAACAAAUUAAAAUCUGUAAGACAUUCCAGAUUCACUCCUAUUUCAAUAGAAAAAGUAGACAAUCAAUCCGUAGGCCCUGAAAUAGGUCGAGGAGCAGCGUCAAAAACAACAAUCCCUACAAAAUGGGUGUCAAACGUACAUUCAAAUAUUAUUAUUUGGGAUGCUCCUGGUUUUGAUGACAAUAGAGGAACAGUACAAGAUAUCACUAAUGCCUUUUAUCUCUAUCAAUUGGUGCAAAAUGUUAAAUCUCUAAAAAUUAUUCUAGCUAUUGACAUCAAUGACAUUCUUCACGAUAAUAUCAAACCCUUUAUAUCAGUUUUAAAAGCUGUUGAAAAUCUAUUAGGAGAGAAAAUGAGAGACUUCUUCUCAAGUAUAACAGUAAUAUUAACAAAUCAAUUUUUAUCAAGUACUGACAUGGAAUUGUCUUAUAUUUCCAAAGAAUUUGUACAGCACUUAAUAAAACAUAAUCAACAAAUCGGUUUCUUUAAAAGACCAGAAAUUGUAGGUAAUAUUACCCAUACAGUCGAUGUUAAUAUUUUUCAAUCGUUCAACAAUUCUUUAAGCAUACCUAAAAAUAAUUUCCAACAAUUACGUCCAAGUAUUUCUGAAACUUCAACACUUUGUCUAUUUGGCAUUCGCGAAAAAUUGUAUUCAAAAUCAGGAUUUGAAGAAUUACAUAAUGGCAUAGAUAUUCUGAUUGAUAAAAAGGUGAUGGAUGCAGAGAAUUUAAAAUAUAAUAAUGUGAAAAAUGAACUGAAAUUAGUACAUGAAGAUUUAAGUAAAAUAGAAAAUUUAUUAUUUAAUGUUUCAUUUUUUGCAUAUGAUUUCUUUACACAAAUAGAAACUCUUGCAAUGACUAAUGUUGGCAUUAAAAAAAUCAUUAUAAUAAGAAUUAUUUAUUAGAAACUGUAAAAUUAAUUGAAUUCAUUGAUAAAUUGCUAAAUCUUAAGGAGAGCAAAAUAUUGUCUAAAGGAUUACAAAAAGUUCUAUCGAAUUCACAUUUAAAAGUAAAAGCAGCAAUUUCUUCUAUUCGCGAACAAUUUGGUGAAAUAACACAUCAAGAACGAGAAGAGUCAAUGAGAAAAGAACAAAGGGCAUAUUUGCAGCAACUAUUUGACUUAAAUAAUCAAAUAAAAUUGCUGGAAGAAGAGAAUAAACGUAAAAAAUCCGACUGGACCACUGCAUUAGAGUUAUCAUCCUUUGCUGUUGUAAUUGCACGUUUUAUAGGAUAAUUUAAAAAAUCUUAAUUAAGGUGAUUUGAUAAUCAUCUUAAUAUUCUUCUGAUCAAAUUUAUCUAUUUAUUAUUUAUUUAUUUUUUCCAUUAUAAUAAUAAUAUGUAAUAAAUAAAAGAAAGAAAUUUAUAUAAAUGUCUGACAAUUUCUU